CCGACCGAUUGAUCAACCCCCUUCUACACUUCUCUCUCGUUCGGUUUCUCUCGACUGUAAAUAUCAUUAAUUUCUCUUUGCAUGGGUGGUAUCAGUUCUCGCACAAUGGACUCCGUUUGCGAUCCUGACUUCAUCUUUCUCCUGCACUACUCAAGACGAAGUAGUUCUCAUUUAUUGAAUGGAGUGUCCGAUGAAUCCGAUGUCGAACCUGAUGACGACCUGCAGCGGCAACAAGCCUCCGUUUCAAACGCAAACAGGCUAGAUAAAAAAGAGAUAAGCUUCGCUAUCAAACAGGCAUGUGAAAUAACCGACAGUUCCAGGAAACAGAAUACAUCAAUCGUAUCCAUGAUACAGAAGAGAACUAUAGGAUCUGCCUUUAAUACAAUUGAGAAAUGUUGUAUAAAUAAUAACUUGCUACCCAACAGGUUUGAUCUGAUAUCCAACCACAAGAGUAAAAUAUUCUGUGGUACAUACUCCAAUGAUGGAAAGUUCUUCCUUACUGCCAGCCAAGAUAAAGUCCUGCAUUUAUACCAUACACAUAAUGGUGAAUUCAAUAUACUUAAAACAAUACCUGCGCGGGAUGUUGGCUGGAGCGUUUUGGACACCGCAUUUAGCCCAGACGGCGAGAACAUCGUGUAUUCAAGCUGGUCUGAAUGUUUGUAUCAAUGUUCCGUGUCCAAAGAAAUUUCUACGCAAGAAAUGCUGUCAUUGAAUCCUGGAGUGCGACGGUUUUGCGUGUUCUCCCUGGUUUUUUCUAACGACGGCCGCGAAAUUCUGGGUGGCGCGAACUCAGGUUACCUCUAUUUUUACGACCGCGGAAGCAAUCAGCGAAUAUCGCGGUUCGAAGGACACGGUGACGAUGUAAACUCUGUUGCGUUUGCCGACGGAUCCUCGCAGAUUUUCUACAGCGCCGGCGAUGACGGAUUGUGCAAGGUAUGGGACAGGAGAACGGUGAACGCAGCUAACCCGAUAGCGGUUGGAACAUUAGCAGGUCAUAGAGACGGAAUCACGUACAUUGAUUCCCGUGGUGACGGCCGGUAUUUAAUCACUAAUUCUAAAGAUCAAACCAUCAAGCUAUGGGACAUUCGCGCGCUUUCCAAUAAAAUUGGCAUGAUGAACACUCGCAAAGCUAUCAGGGACCUGGACUGGGACUAUAGGUGGCAGCAUGUACCUAAACGAUUGCGCAGAGCGAAGGAACCGAUGGAUGGCGACACCAGUGUCAUGACGUUUCGCGGCCACUGCGUCCGAGAGACUUUGAUCCGUUGUCACUUCUCACCAGCAGCCACCACUGGUCAAAGAUACAUUUACACGGGAUGUUCGAUGGGUCGAGUCUACAUAUACGACAUUUUGACGGGGAAGAUAGUGCGUAACUUGUUCGCUCAUGAAAUGUGUGUUCGUGACGUUAGCUGGCACCCGUUCUAUCCUUACAUCGUCUCCACGUCUUGGGACUGUAAGAUGGUCAGGUGGCGGUACAUGUGCGACGAGAUGAAUGCCCUGAAUGACCGGAGACCGGAGAAAGAGAUCAAAGUAAAACCACAACCACCACCACGGCGGAGCGAGCGGAUAGCCGCGCAACGAACGAGACAACCUUAACGCGACUUUGUAAUGUUCUUUUCCAAUUGUUUUUACUCUCCACGAAAUUGGACGGCUGUGCUUUCUCUCUCGGUCAUUACCGAGAGUAUAUAUAUAUAUAUAUUCUCCGUGAGCGCGAGAGUGCAUGUUGUACACAAGACUGAGCGAACAUUCUCUCUGUCGCGCGAUUACCUACCAUUGACGCGCUUUAGAAGGGACUGUCGCCGUUCAAUUCUUCUUUCACGAUGCAGAAACGACCUGUUCCACGCAACGUUCAGGGCUUCCUCGCCUCCUCUCCGCGUCGUUUAUAAGUGUUUUUUACUGCUAAGGAGGCGAGGUGCCCUGCUACACACAGUUCGUUUUUGUUGAAAAAGAAACGUUUUAUCUUCUGCGACGAUGAGUGCGAGAUGCACAUCCGUGUGUUUAACGAGACGACAGCGUAUUAUCUUUUACCGUUUUACCGUAGGCUCCGGUUAAUGUAACGAGUUACGCUCGGUUAUUAUUCUUAAGUUGAAGGUUUUCACCUCGUAGACCUGUACCGGUGGUCCUUGCUUGAAAAGUGUCUCGCGUAAGACAUUCUGACUGACUGUAAACUUAGAUCUGAGUGUCUCUCUUUGAGACGAGCUUCAGUUAUAGCGCAGACUAUUCGGACAGAGCGCUCGGAAUCAAUUGAACGGUCACAUUUGGGAUUUUCGAAAGGACCAAAAGGUAAACGGAUCGCCUGUUUGUCGAAUAAGCGUUCGUUCAACGUAUAUGUAAUUGUCUGAGUCGGGCGCGGCUGUCACUUUUUGUGUUUCCUUCUCUAUAAAAUUUACUCGAGAGGUUCCAUAAUUCAUGGCAUAAUGCGAGAAAGAUGGAAAGAAUUUCCUUUUGCAAUUUUACGUGGAAUAGCUCGGACGAGCUGGAUUUUCGAUACAACUGAAGGUUUGUAAAUCGUGCGUUGUCUUGAACGCAAAUCCAAAAGAUACAUUUUAUUAUUUUAAGCAGAUUUUACAGCCGUCUUACGUACAUGCGUUGAUACCUGUGUCCACAUGGGUCAAUAGGCGAUUUUAGCUUGAUUGUUAAGCUUUAUCCCGAUCAAUUGUACAUUUUUAUUUUCGUGAAGGAUGUAACAUGUUGUUGGUUUAAUAAAAAUUUAAUUAUUAUAUAAAUCGUAGGUCUGUAGAUAUUUAAUCUUACAGCUUUCUCGGAGAGAAUAAAAGCUGUCGCGUAUCUUUGGAAUUGUUUCUUUCGCUUAAGAAAUUAUUCAGUAAAAAUAAAGAUAUCUUUUGAAAUUGUGACACACACGCGCGUACACACACACACACACACACACACACUUUCUUUUUCUCUCUCUCUCUCUUUUUCGCUGCCAAACCAACUAAUUCCAUUUUGUAAAAAGUACUAGCUACCAAUACCUACCCACGAGAUAAAUAGUUAUUCACUUUGCAUCCAAGUCCGGCAUUAACGUUUGUAAUUUAAUACAUGUAGAAACGACACAAGGCGAAACUUAACACGCGUAAGGAGAGAAGGAACGUACGCGCGUGCAAUGCACUCGCUUUACUAUAUCGAAUUCCGUGAACGACGAGAUCUUUAAACCGGCAUGACCUCUCGCGUCUACGGAAGCCAAGUAAAAUAGGUGAUAAUUUAUUUAACGCGUGAAUAGGCAAGAAUUUGGAAGCCGCACAAAUCCCCGAUCCGUCACAACUUGUAUGAACCUCGAACAUUUCGCGCUUGUAUCACGUCGAUAAUUACACGAUUCAUUAUGUUUUCUUUCUCGUUUCACGAUUUAACGUUGUUGUCAUAUAGGCACGUAUUAAUAGCCAUUUCUUGAAACUUGUCUCAUGCGAAAUAAAUAUGUUAAGUUGACUGUU
Molecule: messenger RNA, 3425 nt
Organism: Dinoponera quadriceps
Lineage: Eukaryota; Metazoa; Arthropoda; Insecta; Hymenoptera; Formicidae
Product: DDB1- and CUL4-associated factor 11
Exons: 10
Coding region: 82-1593 (503 amino acids)
Biological process (GO): proteasome-mediated ubiquitin-dependent protein catabolic process
Cellular component (GO): Cul4-RING E3 ubiquitin ligase complex
Molecular function (GO): protein binding
Source: RefSeq, a predicted model, not a curated record